AUGGCAGGCUCUAAGCCCGUGGCUCUUGUUAUCGGCGCUUCCAGGGGGAUUGGAAGACAGGUUGCAAUUGACUUAGCAAAAGAGGGAUAUGCCGUUGUCGUUGCAGCCAAAACAACAUCAGAUGCCACCAAAACAGUGCCAUUUCCACCGGACCCAAACUCGCCCCAAUCCACGAUCAACACAGUUGCUCGGGAGAUAAAUGAGUUGGGGGGUGAAGCAGUCGCACUACCAGUUGAUACCCGAGAUGUUGAGGCAGUCAAGGAACUAGUCAGAAAGACUGCGGAAGAGCUAUAUAGAAGGCUAGACGUCCUAGUCUAUAACUCCGGUGCAAUAUGGUGGUCUUCUAUUGAGAAUACACCUGUAAAACGUUUUAUGCUUAUGCAACAAGUCAAUCCUGAGGGCCUAUAUGCUAGUGUACAUGCAUCUCUCCCGUAUUUUGAAAAGAAUGGAUGGAAAGGAAGGAUCAUAGUUGUCUCUCCGCCGAUAUAUUCCCGUUUCUUCAGGGGGAAGACAGCCUAUGCCAUGGGUAAGGUUGGAAUGAGUGUUCUGACAAAAGGCCUCGCCAUGGAUUUUGUUCGGCAAAAAAAGGAUGGAAUGGCAAUUACAAGCAUUUGGCCAGCGGCUUCAAUCGAAUCUGCUGCAACACAGCAAUCAACUAAUAUGGACCCUUCGUCCCUAAAAGAUCUCCGAAAGCCGACAAUAUUUUCCGAUGCGAUCCUCGCCAUAUUGAAAUCACCACCAUCUGUCGUUAAUGGCAUUCUGGCAUUAGAUGAGGACUUUUUACGUGAACACGGCGGUGUCACUGAUUUCACCUCGUAUUCCGUUAUUCCAGGUGCUAAUCCGCGGCGCAUCAUGCCGAAAACCCUCCCCGUUCUAGAGGUCGAGGAACAAGAUGAUGAAGGGAAGCGGAUGGAUUCUACGAUGUUAAGAGGCAAAGGUAAGACCAGCUCAAAGAUAUAA
Messenger RNA from Nannizzia gypsea CBS 118893, 960 nucleotides. Its product is annotated as short chain dehydrogenase. Bases 1 to 960 code for a protein of 319 amino acids. NCBI's taxonomy places the organism in Eukaryota, Fungi, Ascomycota, Eurotiomycetes, Onygenales, Arthrodermataceae. The record is from RefSeq and is a predicted model, not a curated record. Gene Ontology annotation, molecular function: oxidoreductase activity. The transcript is spliced from 5 exons.